AUGCACGGCUACAUCGACUCAAUUCUGGUCCCUCUCCACCUCGGACCGAGCCGCGUGAUCGAACAAGCCACCACCUCCGCCUCCACCUCGUCCUCAGCUAAAGCCAAGGGCAAGGCCAAAGCCAGCCAUGCAACGAAGGAACAAGGUCGAUCUUCAGCGUCGGACAGAGCUAAACACGAUCUUGUGGGAUCAUGGACGAGUGCAGAAGCAAAGGAUAUGAGGGACAAGGUCGAGCUGGCCGCGACGCGUGCGUUGACUGCGCUGUGGAGCUCUGCACCCCGUUCCUGGUCACUUAGAACCUCAAACCAUCCCUUCCACAGUCGGUUACUCCACCAUAUGCCUCGUCAUAUCCAUCCCAACGACCACAGACCCCUCUUUACUCUCCUUCCCCACCCCACUUUACCCCGACUUGGACCCCCGAACAGCCCAGAUCUCCUCCUCUUCGACACCUUUGGUAGAAGACCAGAUCCUGCAGCUAUGGCGUAUCCAUAUCCGAGACUACGGCGACGAGCAAGUCAAGAGCGUUUCCCAUCGCGGACAAUUCGGCCUGGCAAGUGGUGGCCCCCCCUCCUCGGUUCUCCAAAGAACGAAAAAUCUGACCCUCCUUCUCCCUGCCCUACAGAGUCAAUCCACAUCCUCCCUCCUUCCCCCCUCGACAACCCUCCUUUCGAUCCAACCCACAACCCUCACCUCUUUCAGUCACGUGUCCCUCUCCCUCUCCGCCUCCUCCCCCUAUGCCCCCAGCUUGAUCACCCUCGAUCCCUCCCUAUCCCCUCGCCUACCCUUCCCGCUAAAACGAGGGCUGAUCCAUACCCUCCAACGCUCGGGAUUGAAAAUCGAGAUCGUCUAUCGUGGUAUCACAUGUGCUGACGAAGCGGGUGCAUCGAAUUAUGCGAGUAGUACGAGGAGAAGGAAUUGGAUCUCUGGAGCGAGGGAGAUCGUACGCGCGAUGGGUGGGGGAGGGGUGGUGUUGAGUAGUUGGGCGAAGGGGAAGGGGGAAAUGAGAGGGGUCAAGGAUAUGAUUAAUCUGUGAGUGGGAGUUGCGGAUGAGCUUGAAAAUUGGGGGAUGGGGAAUUAUUGGGAUGCUGAUGCCAACUGAAUUGUGAGCACAGAUGCUCGUUGAUCGGCUUGGAUCCCACUUCGGCGAAGGAGGCGAUCUCGAGUCAUCCUCAACGCGUGAUUCUCAAAGGCCGUGCGUGCACACCGCUUCAUUCUCGGAGAGGGUUACUUUCAGAUCUGAUGCAUCUUUGCUCUGUACUGCCGUAGUCGCAAUGCGUCAAACGUACAAAGGCGUCUUCAGCAACCCGAGCCUAAUCACCUCCACAACGACCACGACCACUACCCACACCGCCGCCGUAGCACCCAUCUCCUCCACCCAGCCCUCCUCAAUAACAUCACCGACAAACACCAUGAAUGAAAAGAAACGUCGCUUACCCUCCGAGCCUUCCGAACCUACACCAUCCACAACCGGACCCGCACCACCCGCUGCAGCAACCCCAACGUCCAGCACCAAACCUCACCCGCGCCGGCCCUCAAUUCAUGACAACGGUCUCGAAUUCGUCGGUGUCGAAGUGGAGGUGCAUGAGAUGGGUGCCGGUGGGGGAGGGGGUAAGAGGCCGAAGAUCAAGUAG
Microbotryum saponariae is the source of this 1631-nucleotide messenger RNA. Lineage: Eukaryota; Fungi; Basidiomycota; Microbotryomycetes; Microbotryales; Microbotryaceae. The record is from the annotation of a GenBank genome assembly.